CAGAAGACAAGCAAGAGCCUUAAAAUACAUGAGUAGAGGCCUCGGCUCAAGCACGGCCACACUGAGCAGCGGCGGGAUUCCAGAUUGUAUGAAAAGUUAACUCUGUUCCCGUGUUCCUGGGGGUGGGGGCCGGCCGGCGGGAGCUCGGGCUCCAGCAGCCAUGGACGCGUUACUGAGCGCCCAUUGCCAGAUGCGUGUGGAGCGUUACCGGAGCGGAGCGGAGCGUUACUACAGUAACAUGUUGAUGUGAGGCCGACAUGAGCCGCCGCGGAGCCACGACCCAGUAAAGGCAGCAGGAACCGCGGGCCGGGGCCGGGGCCAGGGCCGGGGCCGGGGAUGGAAGAGAGGGGACCCGGGGAACCCGGGGACGACAGCCAGCCCGUGGACCUCCGGCGCUCCCAGCAGCACCCUGAGGUGCUCUCAUUAAUAAUAAGCGGACAGGACGAGGAAGCGACCCGACGGGAGAGCGACUUGGGAGUUUCUUCAAAAGAAGACAGUGUUACCAACGGCCUUGGUGGGGAAGAAUCUGAGACCAGAAUGGUCCCCUCUGAUGGAUCACCACCAGGCACAAGUUACUGGAAUAUCUCCGAGGGACAGGACUCCCUCCUGCUCUCCCCAGCACCCGGGCCCUCUGGACGCAAACCCCGGGUACAGAGGGCGUCCCGUCCAGGCCUGAGCCGGAUACCUGGCCGGGAUCAUCGGCGCUACUAUCACGAGUACUGGCGCAGCGAGUUCUUGAUGGACUUUGACGCCCAGAGGCACGGCAUGAUCUGCAUGGUGUGUGGCAGCUCUUUGGCCACCUUGAAACUCAGCACCAUCAAGAGGCACAUCAGGCAGAAGCACCCGGACUCUCUGCUGUGGAGCGCUGCCGACAAGGAGGUGAUCCGCUCAGGGUGGGAGAGCCACCUGAGCCUGGCGGGGGGUCAGAUGUCUUACAGCUCUGUCGCCGGGCCCUCCCUCCAGGCAGAAGAGGACUCAAUGACCUUUGGUCAAAACAUUGCCGGAUCUCCGGACCCGGUCAUGUCCCUGGAAGAGCCACAACCACCCCUGGCCUUGUCUCCGGCCUGUGUGGAGGGUGAAACCCUCCAGCCUCGGGAGAAGGAGCAGGAACUUCCUGGACCGUUAGCAAAAACCCUGGAGCGCUACCUGAACGACUCCCUGCACGCCUGGUUCCGCCAGGAGUUCUUGUUGGAGUACGAAGCGGAGGUCGGUCGGCUGCUGUGCAUGGUGUGUGGAGCGGAGUUACCCUCGCUUCAUUUGGACCACAUCAAGAGCCACGUGCUGAACACUCACCCCAACUCCCUGGUGUACAGCUCAGAGGAGAAACACUGCAUCCUGCAGGCCUGGGCCCAGACUCACGAAGAGUCAGAAAACUCAAUCAAAUCAGAGCCCAACGCCAAAGGAAAUGGGGCGGACCUCUUUGCUGAGGAUGCCGAGACCCUUCAGAUCAAUACCGGCAUCUACUCAGAGCGGGACGGCACCUUAACCAAGGACAUUUGUCUGAUCAGCGAGGAUGGAGGUGUUGGUAAUCUGCAGCGGGGAUCCCAACCUCCUCGCCAUCCCAAGAAGAGGCGAUUGCAAGGGGGCGACCCCUGGCGUCUCCGCCUGGACUACCUAGUAGCCUACGGACCUCAGGCCCAGGGCACGUUCUGCAUGGUGUGUUCUCAGGUCCUGCACGAAACCAAGGUCAGCAGCUUCCGCCGCCACAUCCAGGAAUGUCACCCCGAGACCACGUAUCUGAGCCGACAAGAGAAAGAAGCCAUGGCUGCAGCCUGGACCAAAGACUGUUCUAGUGAUGGCACGCAAAUACAAGACGAAAUAAAACCAGGCAAAGCUUUAGUCCACGACACUACGAGAGACACAGACGAGGACACGUCCCCCGACGUCAACGCACUCACCAAAACAGUGAAAACAGAGGAGGGCGAGAGCGACGGGAAGAGCAAAUCCAAGGACGGCAGCGCCACACCCUCCCGUCACGGCCACUACCCCGGGAAGGACCAGAGGAGGAACUACCAAGUGCGCUGGCGCAUGGACUACCUGAUGGACUACGACUGCAGGAGGCACGGCCUCAUCUGCAUGGUGUGUGGAGCCACGCUGGCCACGCUGAAGGUCAGUACAAUCAAGAGACACAUCCUGCAGGUGCACCCGUACUCGCUGUACUACAGCACGGACGAGAAGCAGCAGGCGCUGCUCAGCUACAACACGACGGCCCUGCCCUUCGUCCACUCCGACGACUGCGUCUCCUCCCAGGACCACGGACACGUGGACGGCUCUGACGGGACUCCCCCACCUCCACACUUCAGCACUUAGCAAGGGCUUCUGCUCACAAACGCCUCUUCACUUUCUUUCCUCAAAGAACAUGAACAGGACUGUCUCCGAAAAUUAGAAUAUUGUGAUAAAGUUCUUUAUUUUCUGUAAUGCAAUUA
This is a messenger RNA of Cololabis saira (Pacific saury), 2426 nucleotides long. RefSeq names its product zinc finger translocation associated (gene zfta). The record is from RefSeq and is a predicted model, not a curated record. The coding region runs from base 337 to 2310 and encodes 657 amino acids. Gene Ontology annotation, biological process: negative regulation of DNA-templated transcription. NCBI's taxonomy places the organism in Eukaryota, Metazoa, Chordata, Actinopteri, Beloniformes, Belonidae. The transcript has 5 exons.